This is a messenger RNA of Columba livia (rock pigeon), 460 nucleotides long. Its product is annotated as apolipoprotein C-II-like. Gene Ontology annotation, cellular component: chylomicron. The coding region runs from base 24 to 368 and encodes 114 amino acids. Lineage: Eukaryota; Metazoa; Chordata; Aves; Columbiformes; Columbidae. The record is from RefSeq and is a predicted model, not a curated record. The transcript has 4 exons. Gene Ontology annotation, molecular function: enzyme activator activity. Gene Ontology annotation, biological process: lipid transport; lipid metabolic process.
CCCCUCCCCCACCACCCCCAUAAAUGGCGGGAACGCGGCGGGGGGGGGAGGGGAAGAGCCAGAGCAACGGAACAGGACAAACAUGGCCGGGGGUUCCCCCAAAAUGUUUGGGGUGCUGCUGCCUGUUGCUGAUAUGGGACGCUGCUGGCGCCGCCCCCUCGGCCCCUCCCCCCCCCGACAGCCCCUCCCCCCUGUGGGGGCUCCUGGGGGACGUGGGGGGGGCGACCCGGGAGCUGUGGGGCAAGAUCGGGGUGUCCAGCGCCCCCCAGAGGCUGCGUGACGCCUACGACCGCGGCACCUCGGCCGUCCUGACCUACACGGGCAUCCUGAGCGACCAGCUCUACCAUUGGUGGCAGGGGGACCAGUGACCCCCAAAAUGGGGGGGGGUCCCCCUUGUCACCCCCCUUGUCACCCCCCUUGUCACCCCCCUUGUCACCCCCCUUGUCACCCCCCCAUUGGU